AGGGCCGGGUGGCGGGUGGCGGGCGGCGGGCGAGCUGUGGGGCGGCGUCAUGUCCUCCGAGGUGGCCGCGCGCCGCGAUGCCAAGAAGCUGGUGCGCUCCCCCAGCGGCCUGCGCAUGGUGCCGGAGCACCGCGCCUUCGGCAGCCCGUUCGGCCUGGAGGAGCCGCAGUGGGUCCCGGACAAGGAGUGCCCGAGGUGCAUGCAGUGUGGCGCCAAGUUUGAUUUCCUCACCAGGAAGCACCACUGCCGCCGGUGUGGGAAGUGCUUCUGCGACAAGUGCUGCAGCCAGAAGGUGGCGCUGCGGCGCAUGUGCUUCGUGGACCCGGUGCGGCAGUGCGCGGAGUGCGCCCUGGUGUCGCACCGGGAGGCCGAGUUCUUCGACAAGCAGCUCAAGGUGCUCCUGAGCGGAGCCACCUUCCUCGUCACUUUCGGCAACUCGGAGAAACCGGAAACGAUGGCGUGUCGCCUUUCCAACAACCAGAGAUUCUUGCUUCUGGACGGGAGCAGCCGCCACGAGGUGGAGAUCGCCCGCAUUUCCGCCGUGCAGAUGCUCAGCGAAGGCUUCCCUCCCGGAGGAGGCAACGCGCGGGCCACGGGCAUGUCCCUGCAGUACCCAGCACCGGGGGCAGAGGGCGUGAUGCAGCUGAAGCUGACGGCCGGGGAGGACGCAAAUGGCAGCAGGAGGCAGGCGACAGCGUGGCUGGCAGCCAUGCACAAGGCCGCCAAGCUCCUCUACGAGUCUCGGGACCAGUAGCUGCAGGCGGGCUGGACCCCGCGCCGGGCGGUGGCGCCUGCUCUCUGAGCGCGUGCGCGCGGGCGUGACUAACCCCACACGUGCUGGAAACGCAGCUCAAGUAUUCAUUCGGCGCUUACCUAGUGCAAUAUGGAGACGGCUGAUUAACGGAGCUCAUGCUUUAUUUAGAGUGGGUUAUCGUGAUACUUAAUCAGGGGGGGGGAGAGCCCGAGCUACACUACUGCUAAACUGUUUUUAGCAUAAUCUCUACCAUGUCUUUAUGAGUGCCCAAGUUUACUAGAAGCUUCUGGCCCCUUGAUGUUCAUGCUAUUAAUUCUUCCAUGGAAAUGAUCUGAGCAGUGACAGCUUGGCCUGAUUUCUAACGCACCAGUUUAGAGUCUGCCUGAGCCCAUUCUGGAGACCGUCUGUCUGCUGCGUCACUAAUUUGGGGCCCUGAACAAACCUUUGAUACUUCACAGAGGGAGGGAGGGAGCAAGCUGUGUGUUUUGUACUUUUCACUUACUAGUUCACUUUAUCAAAGUAACUGUACAACGAUUUGUAUAUACAGCCUGUGAUUAAAACCUAUUUUGAAACUA
Molecule: messenger RNA, 1329 nt
Organism: Phacochoerus africanus (Common warthog)
Lineage: Eukaryota; Metazoa; Chordata; Mammalia; Artiodactyla; Suidae
Gene: ZFYVE21
Product: zinc finger FYVE-type containing 21
Exons: 7
Coding region: 50-754 (234 amino acids)
Molecular function (GO): metal ion binding
Source: RefSeq, a predicted model, not a curated record